Aspergillus brunneoviolaceus CBS 621.78 is the source of this 1626-nucleotide messenger RNA. RefSeq lists its product as uncharacterized. The transcript has 2 exons. The record is from RefSeq and is a predicted model, not a curated record. Lineage: Eukaryota; Fungi; Ascomycota; Eurotiomycetes; Eurotiales; Aspergillaceae. The coding region runs from base 1 to 1626 and encodes 541 amino acids.
AUGGCUUCUGCUAUCGAAGGAGAAUUGAGAUUGAUAUUUGCUGGCGCCGGCUCUAAAAUUAAUCCCUGCCCACCGUCAGAGCAAAGCCGUUUCGUCGAACAGGGCCCCCUUGAGCCAGUCCCCAUCAAUCAGCAAUCCGAACUACCAUUUUCAGGGCGUGUUGAAAGUCAACUAACUCCGCUCGUUAUGGAUGUCCCACCGAUCCUACGACUUCCAACAGAGAUUCUAACUUUAAUCUUUGAAAACGUGGCCUCCAGCUACCACGAGACCCGGAAGACCCUGCGGAAGUUUGCGUUCAUCUGUCGUCGCCUCACGCAGAUUGUACUUCCUCUGUUAUAUCGUGACGUGUUGGUCAGGGUGGCGGCCGGCAGGGCCCUAGAAGCUCUGUUCGCCGUGCUACAAAAGCGGCCACUAUACUGUGAAAUUGUCAGAGGACUUGUGAUUCAGAUGGACGAUUCCAUCGAUAUCCACAGACGCAACCUGUAUAUUACGUGCGAUAUUAUCACCUGUCUCACCAAUGUCAGAGCCUUGACCUUUCGUGGGGGCUGGGAGCGUUACCCGGACCAAACGUGGGGCCUGGUUCACCGGGCAUCUCGGAGCAUGCCAGCACUGGAGACUUUGUCUCUAAACCGUAUGGGGGAAGGCUUGACCGUCCGGGACAUACUCGAAAUUGUGCAGAUGCCCAACCUGCGCCAACUGGAGCUUAGUGGAAUUGAUUUUCGGACCCCGGGGCGCACUGCGAGGGCAGAAAGACAGGCGAAGAGGCCCUCCUGCCAACCAGAUAGCACGAAGGGCACUGCUCAGUUCUCCAGCCUUCACAUUCAGGACUACGAUGUUAAGUCCGCGGCAUUCCAAGAGCUGAUUCUCUGGCCUAAGGCCUUGAUCCAUUUCCACGCCUCGAUCUUGUGGGAUAGCAGUCCGGAAUGCCAGGUUGAUCUCUCGAUGCUUAGCACAUGGCUCUUUGCCCACAAGGACACUUUGCAAACCAUCGAUAUUACAUUCAUUGAUUCCUUGCAUUCAGGCAAGCUUUUCCAGACCAGGGGAUUCAUCGCCCUGGAGCGCCUGACGCUGCCCUGGUGGCAGAUCCGAAGAUAUGGUAGUUGGCAGCAGGAGGACGAAAGAGACCCGCCAUUCAUCUUUCUACCCGCCCACACGGACGCUCUUCUCUGCGCGCCCCGUCUCACGACCCUCAAUCUGGACUAUGGCCUGAGUGUCCACGGUGUGGAUUCCUGUGACACGUUCGGGGAGGUCGAGGCCCGCUGGAUCCUGGAGUUGGCCCGCGCGGCAUGGGCGAAACAGGCCGCGCUCCGAACGAUCUGCGUUAGGUACAGACCGGAGCCGCAUCGUCUCGACGAGGUUUUGGAGUAUCCAUGGGAUCGUCUAGUCCGACUCCGGGAGGAUCUCCAACCGCUGGGAAUCAGAUUGGAGUGGGAUGAGCCGUCGUUCUCGGAGGAGGAGUGGAUUCAGGCGCGCAUGCAGGCCUCCCCGCCAUGGGAGGCGAUGCGUGGGAGUGAAAGUCCCCCGCUGGAUGAUGGGAUGCUGUUUGGUUGCGGGCUGUCGAAGAACGGUGAGCCUAGUGUGGAGGAACAGGAGGCCUGGGAGUACGCUCACAGGGCAAUCAGAUAA